Messenger RNA from Epinephelus fuscoguttatus (brown-marbled grouper), 2251 nucleotides. RefSeq names its product histone-lysine N-methyltransferase PRDM9-like. The coding region runs from base 55 to 1158 and encodes 367 amino acids. NCBI's taxonomy places the organism in Eukaryota, Metazoa, Chordata, Actinopteri, Perciformes, Serranidae. The record is from RefSeq and is a predicted model, not a curated record. Gene Ontology annotation, cellular component: nucleus. The transcript has 2 exons.
GUCUCGUGUCAGCCCGUCAGGAACAGAGCGGAGAUCUCCCUGUCAGCCGCGGAAAUGUUCAAAACAGAGAAACUAAAAGCUUUGGUGAAUGAGCGACUGAAAGCCGCCGCCGAGGAAAUAUUCAGCCUCUUUGAAACAACUCUUAAAGACUACGAGGAGAUAGUUUUACGGUCACAGCAGGAGGUGGACCAGCAGCGGAGGAGGCUGACCGGGUGGAGAGGCCCCCUGCAGCUCUCUGUCCAGGAAGAGGACACUCCCUCUGAGCAGGAUCCCUGUGAGAAGAAGACUGACCUGUGUGAGGAUGACCAGGAGCCUCCACAGAUUAAAGAAGAGCAGGAGGAGGCACUGUGGACCGCUCAGACAGGUGAAAAGCAGCAGGAGGGAGCUGAUACCAAAGACUCUAUGUUCAGUAUAAUUUACGUGCAAAGGAAUGAAGAAGAAGGCAGACAGCUCCCACAUCUAAACCAGAAGGUUGAGGAUAGGGGAGACAGUCUGCCCAGCAGCUCAUGUGAACAGUUGAAAUCUGAACCUGUUAAAGGAGACUGUGGUGCAUCAGAGCCAAACAGUGACUGUCAGAUGAGCGAAGUAAGUGACGAUGAAUUGAGAGACAGGAUAACACCACAGCAAGCUGGUGAGACAGCAGACAGACCGUACACCUGCAGCAUCUGCAACAAGAAUUUCAGGAUUAAAUCCAUUCUGACUCGCCACAUGAAGACACACACGGGAGAGAAACCCUACAGCUGCAGUGUCUGUGGUAAAAGCUUCAUCCAGCGCUCCUAUUUGCAGACUCACAUGAACUCUCACUCCGGACAGAAGCCGCACACGUGUAGCUUCUGUGGCAGAGGGUUCACACAAGUCGGAAACAUGAAUGCCCACAUACGAAUCCACACGGGAGAGAAACCUCACAGCUGCACUGACUGUGGUAAAAGUUUCAGAGAGAAGGCCGAUCUCGUCAAGCACACCAUAAUUCACACUGGUGAGAAACCUUACAUUUGCACUGUAUGUAAUAUGAAAUUUAGUGCUCAGUCUAAUUUAACGCGCCACAUGAAGACUCAUUCAGGGGAAAGGCCAUAUAGUUGCACUGCCUGUGGGAAAAGAUUUAUUCGGCGCUCACAUUUAAUUAUUCAUAUGAAGACGCACACAGGAGAGAAUCCCUAGAAUGGAGAAAUUAUAUUUGCUCUAUGGUGUUUACUUGAUAAUUUCCUAGUUAGAAUAAACUCAUAAAAUAAAAACUUUGUACAAACCAUUUUCUAUGUGUGUUGCUAGUUUUGUACUGAAGAAUGAAGGACUUGGCAAAAGGGAUGAGACUUGAGAACCAGUUUCAAAUUGUCCUAUUCACUGAUAUUCGCCUCCGAGCUUAUCAGUGCCUCUUAUCAAUGCUGGCAUGAUUUUAUGAUAGUUGCGCAUCGCAAAACAAUAUUGUCAAACUGAUGCUUCUAUGCUGCUGGAAACUUGUAAUAAAAAGGAAGCUACUGGCUUCCUUUUUGUGAAGAAAGAUGACAACAGUGCUGCGUGUAAUGUCUGUAAAAUUAUCAUUUUUGAUCAUCCUGUAAUCCCGGUUCCAAAUUAAACAAUAGAGCUUCUGCACACCUCAGACACAUGCAUGCCUUCUUUUAUUGUACUCUGCUUCCACACUGUAUGGCCAGGAAUCGAUAAGGGAAUCUAAAAAGAAACAGACUGAUAAGCAGAAUCAAUAACGGCAUUGAUAUCAGUGAAAUCUCAUCAGUUCCCGUCCCUGCUCAGCAAACUGAGACUGCAUGUUUCUCCAAGUGACAAUCAUUUGUGUUGGCUGCAGUCAUCAAAUUUAAUCUUUGUUGUUAAUUUCUUGUCAACAAGGCACUCCAAGUAAAGCAAGGCAGUUUUACCCUCUUCGAAAUCAUCAUCAGUUUGUCAGCAAUAUUCGUGGAUGAUCCAUUUUCUUAGUUAACUCCACCAAGGAGGUUAUGUUUUCAGUUCAGUUUGUUUAUUUGUUGGUUUAUUUGUCUGUUUGUCAGCAGGAUUACAGAAAAACUAGGUGGACAGGUGGGCCAGAGAAGAACCCGUUAAAUUUCAGAGCACUUCGAAUCACGGAGCGGACACACGAGCCAUCUUUCACUUUCGUUAACAUUGUAGAUCGCGAAUUUGGCCUUGGUAAAGAUCUGCACCUUCCAAGUGCCCUUCUAGUCACUAAAUCCCAAUAGAGAGAAAAGCUAACUAUCUCUCAAUACUUUCCAACUUCCCCCCCCUUUGACUCACCCCUGAGCCAAUAUAU